Gadus chalcogrammus (walleye pollock) is the source of this 2152-nucleotide messenger RNA. RefSeq names its product cystathionine beta-synthase-like. Gene Ontology annotation, cellular component: cytoplasm. Gene Ontology annotation, molecular function: cysteine synthase activity; cystathionine beta-synthase activity. The coding region runs from base 179 to 1915 and encodes 578 amino acids. The transcript is spliced from 15 exons. The record is from RefSeq and is a predicted model, not a curated record. Lineage: Eukaryota; Metazoa; Chordata; Actinopteri; Gadiformes; Gadidae.
UGAGCCCAAUCAUAAAAACACUGCAAACAUUCAGCUGCCGGACAACUCGACGACCCAAAGCCCCCUCGACCCCCGUCCCUCUACCAACCCAGACCCGGUCCUCUACCAAACCGUUCCAGGCCCCCCCGUCUCCUCCGUUACUCCGGACUUUUUCAAACUUUGACUCAUUUGGGGAGCCAUGCCCGCUGUCCCCGCCUCCAAGGACCCCGCCGCCGCCGCCAAGGCAGCCGGGUGUCCGCACGCCGCCAAGAUGGUCGCCAACGGAGACGGCAAGCUGCAGGUGUCCUUUGCGGCGCACGCGGCGCCCAGCGAGGCGGACCUGCCCCUCGACGCCGGCCCCCCCGCGGCGGACAGGAAGUGGAUCCGCCCCGACCUCCCCUCCCGAUGCACCUGGAGGCUCGGGGGGUCCGACCUCGACUCCCCCCACACGCACCCGCAGAGAGUGUCAAGCCCCAACAUCCUGCCCAACAUCCUGGACCGCAUCGGGGACACGCCCCUCGUCCGCAUCAACAAGAUCUCCAAGAUGUUCGGACUGAAGUGCGAGCUGCUGGCCAAGUGUGAGUACUUCAACGCGGGCGGCAGUGUGAAGGACCGGAUCAGCCUGCGGAUGGUCGAGGACGCCGAGCGCGCCGGACUCCUCAAACCCGGGGACACCAUCAUCGAGCCCACCUCCGGAAACACAGGCAUCGGCCUGGCGUUGGCCGCGGCCGUGAAGGGGUACCGCUGCAUCAUCGUGAUGCCUGAGAAGAUGAGCAUGGAGAAGGUGGACGUGCUGCGGGCGCUGGGCGCUGAGAUCGUCCGCACGCCGACCAGCGCGCGCUUCGACUCCCCAGAGUCCCACGUGGGCGUGGCCUGGCGCCUGAAGAACGAGAUCCCCAACUCCCACAUCCUGGACCAGUAUCGUAACCCUAGCAACCCGCUGGCCCACUACGACACCACGGCCGAGGAGAUCCUGAGGCAGUGUGAUGGUAAGGUGGACAUGCUGGUCGCGGGGGCGGGGACGGGAGGCACCAUCACCGGCGUCGCCCGCAAGCUGAAGGAACGAUGCCCCAACGUCAAGAUCGUGGGCGUGGACCCUGAGGGCUCCAUCCUGGCUGAGCCUGAGGACCUGAACCGGACCGAUACGACCCAGUACGAGGUGGAGGGCAUCGGAUACGACUUCAUACCCACCGUGCUGGACCGGACCGUGGUGGACUCCUGGUUCAAGUCCAACGAUGAAGACUCCUUCAACAUGUCCCGCCUCCUCAUCAAGGAGGAGGGGCUUCUGUGUGGCGGGAGCUCCGGGACGGCGAUGGCGGCGGCGGUGAAGAUGGCCCGGGAUCUGAAGGAGGGCCAGCGCUGUGUGGUCAUCCUGCCGGACUCCAUCCGCAACUACAUGUCCAAAUUCCUCAAUGAUAAAUGGAUGCUCGAGAAGGGUUUCCUGAGGGAAGAAGACCUGAUGAUCACCAAACCCUGGUGGUGGAACCUGAGGCUGCAGGGUUUGAACCUGUGCGCCCCCCUCACUGUGUUGCCGUCAGUUACCUGUCAGAAGACCAUCAAGAUCCUGAAGGAGAAGGCCUUCGACCAGGCUCCCGUGGUGGACGAGUCGGGGGUGAUCCUGGGCAUGGUAACCCUGGGCAACAUGCUGGCGUCGGUGCUGGCGGGGAAGGUGAAGCCGUCGGACCCGGUCAGCAAGGUCCUCUACAAGCAGUUCAAACAGAUUCGUCUGACGGACAACCUGGGCAAGCUCUCCCGUAUCCUGGAGACGGACCACUUCGCCCUGGUGGUCCACGAGCAGAUCCAGUACCUGACGGACGGCUCCACCUCCCUGAAGCAGAUGGUCUUCGGCGUGGUAACGGCCAUCGACCUCCUCAACUUCGUUACCGCCAGGGAGAAGAGGGAGAGGACCCUGUCCGAGUGCGCUGACGACUACUGACCCCCCGGUCCGCAGAGUCUACAUGUUGCCCUGGACACGCCUUCCACCGUUCUGUGAUUGAUGGCCGCCGCUGUUGAGGGGCUGGUCUUUGUCACUGCUUAGAACAAUGCACGCACGCACACGCUCUGUUACAGGUGUUUGAUUGGGUCAGGAGCAGAACUGUGCUUGGGCUCAUAGUGCAAGAAUGUUGAACACGUUAAAUGUUUAUUAAAGUGAGGAGAAAGGUAUUGUCUUGUG